AUGCGGGCGGCUUGUCGCGAGCGUUAUAUACCGCCACCGUCGGACGAGGCGGCCAUACCUAUCGGGUCUUUGACCCUGUGGCCAAAGUUGGCGAGCGCUCGCGAGGAUUGGGAUGAGUUUGCCUAUGCGUCGAAUGUGAGCGAGGAAGUAACUGACUUCAAGAUUCUGCGCGACGGCGUUAUUGCUAUUCACAAGCAGAGCGCGAUUGUAUUCUACGACAUUGAGACAUUGAAGCCGACGGAGCGUGGGCCAAUCACCGGCAACUAUCUUCAGUACACAGAGAAUGACGAUACCAUAGUAAUACUGGGCCAUCACUUACACCUCUUCAUAAUACGCAAAAUCAUCAAGAAUCACCGAUUAGAGACGAAUGUUACCUUUGACAACGUCAAAAUCUUUAUUCUAGUAGAUCGGGAGGUGUACUAUGUGACACUGAACAAUGAGAUUUGCGUUUGCAACCUUGAGAACUUCAUUAAUAGGGUUAUAAAUCGCUCGGAUGAUGGAGUUAUGUCGAUCGGCUUCAGCCACGGCAAGCUCCACGUGCUCACUUUCCAUCGGAACAUUUAUACGGUGAAUGGGACUGAUCUAACUUUUACCUGUGAAUUAGGCCCCGACUCUAACCUACUUCACCUGUUGUAUUACUAUAAUUUUCUCGAGACACUUGAUUGGAGAACGUACCAUCAGUGGAUGUUUGUGUUCAACCACAGGGUUUCCGAUGGACCGCUGCAAAAUAUCAUUCACGUCCGAGUAUACGGAGAAGUUGUUUUCGUUGGAUGCAACUUUGGCGUUUUGAGGAUCUACAACUCCCCAUUUACGGCUGGUGAAUUGGACAUUUACAACGCUCAUCCUACUAAACAAUACAACUUCAUGGAGCGCAAUGACUGCCCCGUUCUAUCAUUAUGUCCAGUCUUCAAGGUAGAUGUCUCAGAGUCCGAAGACGGUCACACUGUUUUUAUAGGGAUGCCGAAGAAGUUAGCAGUUCUUAAUUUUACUCACAAUUUUAAUAGAUCUGCAUCGGUAGCAAUGUUGCCAUAUAAAGAAGUA
This is a messenger RNA of Iphiclides podalirius (scarce swallowtail), 1041 nucleotides long. The record is from the annotation of a GenBank genome assembly. Lineage: Eukaryota; Metazoa; Arthropoda; Insecta; Lepidoptera; Papilionidae.